CAGGUCUUUCACGCCAUCUAGCGGUCGGACAUGAAGGUGUAUGUCAUGUGGUGUGGUGAGGAAGCUGUAGUGCUAGCUCCGCGGACCACAAUAAUGGUUUUUGCCGUUUAACUUUGGAUUAUCGAUAUUACAGAAGUGGCCACUGAAGCCAAAGUCGCUGCCAUUGUGGUAGAUGAUUACCCACGUGAUUCUGCAGGCCUGCGGACUGGUUUGAUGAGUUUAGUUACUAUAAAUGAAUAGAUCAUCAGCCUGCGAUGGCUCUGCCUUGAUCCCACCUUUGGAUAGUGACGACAGUGCCCUCAGUGACAGUGAGGACAGUGAUGGAGGGAAUCUUUUGUGUGAAGAUGAAAGCACUGAUGAAGACCACACUGCACCUGCUAGCCCAAGUUGCACUGCCGGGAGUAGAGAUAUUCAGUGGGAAACUGUACCACAACAGAACUCUGCUAAAGACUUCCCAGUUUGGGGAAGGGCUCUGUCUCAUGCUGAUGAAAUCAGGCAGCCCGUUCAGUAUUUUAGAGACUUUUUUGAUGCCGAUCUUUUGAAGCAUAUUGUACAGCAAAGUAAUCUUUUUUGUUUUCAGCAAAAACAACGUACUCUUAAUAUGGAUCAAAAUGAACUGGAGCAGUUUCUUGGGGCAGUUUUGUACAUGAGUGUCUUUCAGUUACCACGGUCACGGCUGUACUGGUCCGCUGAAUGCCGUGUGGCACAGGUGGCUGAUAUAAUGUCCAGAGGCAGAUGGGAAGAAAUCAAGGAAUUUAUUCAUUUCAAUGACAACAGCAACAUGGCAUCCAACAAUGAUAAGCUUUAUAAAAUCCGGCCACUGAUUGAUUCACUCCUCAAAAAAUUUCAUGUUUUGCCACAAGACCAACUGUUGUCUAUUCAUGAGCUUAUAGUGCCUUUCAAAGGAAAAACUAAUCUAAAGCACUACCUUUCCAAAAAAACAUUCAAAUGGGGAUACAAAGUCUUUGUGCUUUGUGACACAAAGGGCCUGGUGCAUUCUUUUGACAUAUACACAGGCUACUCUGAUCCUCUCCCUGGGGAACCGGACCGGGGGGCAAAAGGAAAUGUGGUGCUUAAGUUUGCCCAAAUCAUUCCUAGUUCUGCCAACCACUUACUGUUUUUCGACUCCCGCUUUUCUUCCUUGGAUUUACUUGUUGUACUUGCAAAUAAGGGGAUACUAGCACUUGGGGCAAUGAAGCAAAGUCGGCUGCCUGGCUGCAAUUUCAGCAAGGACGGUGUCAUGAAGAAGAAGGGACGAGGGUCUUUCGAGGAGAAAAAGGUUGUUAUCCAAAGUGUGGAAAUCAGAGCUGUCAAAUGGUUUAACAAUAGAGGGCAAAUAGUUGCCAGCACAUUUGCCAGUGCCCAGCCAGUUUGUCAAGUGGAAAGAUCUCACAGGAAGUUAAAAAAGAAUAUUUCAAUAAAAUGCCCACACAUUAUCAGCAUCUAUAACCAGUUUAAAGGUGGUGUGAAUGCUCUUGAAGCACUCAUUUCCAACUUUCCUAUUCAGAUAAAGUCCAAAAAGUUCUAUCAUAGGUUCUUUUUUUAUUUCAUGAAUAUGGUCAUUGUGAACAGCUGGCUCCUAUAUCAGCGUGACUGUGAAUCUCUUAAUGUUCCCAAAAAGAUGCAGAAGGACUUCCUUGAUUUUAGAACAUCAAUUGCACAGGCACUUUGUCUACAAGGGAAGGACCUGACCAGGAAGAGAAGUGGUCAACCCUUUUCAGAAAUAGAGAGAGAGUUUGAAAAGAAGAAACAGCGAGGUGCCACUAAGGCUAUCCCCACACAGGAAGUGCGCUCAGACUCUGUGGGACACUGGCCUGUGAUGGAGAGUGUACGACAGCGCUGCAAACGUCCCAACUGUAAGGGUCUAACUGUCUGUAAAUGUAUAAAGUGCAACGUUCACUUGUGCCUCAACAAGAGGAAGAACUGCUUUAGAGAGUUUCAUGAGUAAGACCUUUUCAACCUUUUUUGUAUUGUGACUUCUUGUUAUUUAUACUGUUGCUUUCUUCAGAAGUGGCUACAAAACAACAUAAAAUUGUCUUCUGUAGACUAAGUAGAAGAUCUGUGUUUGUAUUAUUGAAAUGUAUAACUUUCACUGGAUUUAACAGUAAACAAUAUGAACAAUUGGAAAAAAACAAAAAAAAAUUGUCUGAGCUGAUUACAGGACAUGUUGGCUACAUGG
Molecule: messenger RNA, 2179 nt
Organism: Boleophthalmus pectinirostris (great blue-spotted mudskipper)
Lineage: Eukaryota; Metazoa; Chordata; Actinopteri; Gobiiformes; Gobiidae
Product: piggyBac transposable element-derived protein 3-like
Exons: 3
Coding region: 233-1948 (571 amino acids)
Source: RefSeq, a predicted model, not a curated record